Messenger RNA from Emys orbicularis (European pond turtle), 1500 nucleotides. RefSeq names its product zinc finger protein 385B (gene ZNF385B). Gene Ontology annotation, molecular function: nucleic acid binding; zinc ion binding. The transcript is spliced from 12 exons. The coding region runs from base 1 to 1500 and encodes 499 amino acids. Lineage: Eukaryota; Metazoa; Chordata; Testudines; Emydidae. Gene Ontology annotation, cellular component: nucleus. The record is from RefSeq and is a predicted model, not a curated record.
AUGAAGCACCCAAUAAGUCCUGACCAAAUCUUUGAAGAUGGAAUUAUGAAUCCAUCAACUUUUCUACGGGGCUUUGAAGAGAAAGGACUGAGGAAUGAUAGACCAGACUAUCAAUUAAGUAAAGAAAAAAAGAAGAUACUAUUUUCCUUCUGUGAAGUGUGCAAUAUACAGCUGAAUUCUGCAGCACAGGCUCAGGUUCAUUACAAUGGGAAAUCUCACCUGAAAAGAGUGAAGCAGGACAGCAUCAAAUCACCACCUCCACCCUCUGAAACAGCACCCAAUAGCAACAGUUCACCAUGCAGUACAUGCCAUACUACUACACUUCCUGCCCUUGUGCGCACACCGACUCUGAUGAUGCAGCCUUCACUGGAUAUCAAGCCCUUUAUGUCCUUUCCUGUGGACAGUAGUUCUGCUGUUGGACUCUUCCCAAAUUUUAACACAAAAAGGUUUGGGUUAUUCCAUUCUAAUCAUUUUGAUACAAUGGAUCCUGUGCAAAAAGCAGUCAUAAACCACACAUUUGGAGUAUCCAUUCCCCCAAAGAAGAAACAAGUUAUUUCCUGUAAUGUCUGUCAGCUUCGCUUUAACUCUGAUAGCCAGGCCGAGGCCCACUACAAAGGAAGUAAACAUGCCAAGAAGGUCAAAGCACUAGAGGCAACGAAAAAUAAACCAAAAGCUGGUUCUUCCAAGGACAGUGCAAAGGCUAACACAAGCUGCUCUACCACGCCAGUCACAGCCAACAUCUCUGACAAAUCAGAAGAUAAAGGGAAAGCGAAAACCAGUGGUUCUAGUCAGCCUUCAAAUACUGAAGUGGGCCUGUUCCUUCCCAAACCUGGAGCUAUAACAUUAGCACCUAUAACAUCGACAUCAUCCUCUAAGAGCACAAAUGGAGCAACUAGCACAGUUUCUGAAUCCGAAGAGGAGAAAGCCAAAAAAUUACUUUACUGUUCACUAUGCAAAGUGGCUGUGAACUCCCUAUCACAGCUAGAAGCACACAACACAGGUUCCAAACACAAGACAAUGGUGGAAGCUCGGAAUGGUGCAGGUCCAAUUAAAUCUUAUCCUAGACUUGGAUCCAGGCUGAAGAUUCAGAAUGGCAGUAAGGGCUCAGGACUGCAGAACAAGACAUUUCAUUGUGAAAUCUGUGAUGUCCAUGUCAAUUCAGAAAUUCAACUUAAACAGCACAUUUCCAGCAGAAGGCACAAGGACAGAGUGGCAGGGAAGCCUAUGAAACCUAAAUAUAGCCCUUACAACAAACUUCAGCGCAGCCCAAGUAUUUUAGCAGCAAAACUUGCAUUCCAAAAAGAUAUGAUUAAGCCCUUAGCACCUGCUUUCCUUUCAUCUUCUCUUGCUGCGGCUGCAGCUGUGUCAUCCGCUCUGUCCCUCCCUCCCCGUCCUUCCGCCUCUUUGUUCCAGGCACCUGCAAUCCCACCAGCUCUCCUAAGGCCGGGCCACGGUCCCAUACGUGCGACUCCUGCAUCGAUCCUUUUUGCACCAUACUAA